AUGUCCGGAGCAGGUGGAGGGCCCCCCAGUCAUUCGAACAGCUUCGGCAGCAGCAGCAGCAGCAGCAGCACUUCCUUAUGCCACCCCUAUGCUUCAAGCCUGAGCUGCCCAGCAGAGCUCACAGGAGAGUUGCUGCUGCACUCUCGCGGCACUCCUUCAUCUGCUGCUGCUGCUGCAGCAGCAGCAGCAGCAGCAGCAGGAUCAGACGAAACCCCUCUCGACUCCUUUACUACAAGAAGCAACACCCCACACCGAAGCCUCAGUGGGAUCGGAUCCCAGACAAUCUCCCCCGCCUCUUUUAAUGCAUUUGUUGCUGCACCUACGCAGCCUUCGUUAGAAGAGCUCCAGCAGCUUGUUGCUCUUAAACUCAGACAGGAACUGAGGGCUGGCCGCGUCUCUGCUCAACCUUCUAACACUCCUCAGCAGGAGCAGCAGCAGCAGCAGCAACAGCAGCAGCAGCAGCAGUACCUGCGCCGCCUCUCAACACCCAAAGCAGAAAAAGAAACACUUCUGCAGCAACAAAUAGGCGAGGCAGCAGCAGCAGCAGCAGCAGCAGCACCAGGUGCUAGCAGCAGCACGAAUCAGCUGGGGCCACUAGGAAUGCUGUGCUCUCUCAUGCAACAGCAGCAGCAGCAGCAGCAGCAGCAGCAGCAGCAGCAGCAGCAAGAUGCAAGUUGGCUUGAAGCCCCUGGUACACUGCCAGACUGCAGCAGCUGGAUGAUGCAGCAGCAAGAUGCUGCUGCUGCUCUGUCGCAAAUGAAAUUAAACCCCACAAUGUCUUCGCAGCAGCAGAUGCGGCCCAUGCAGCAGCAGCAGCAGCAGCAGAUGCAAAUGCCUCAACAGCAGCAGCAGCAGCAGCAAGGUAACGACCUCAGAGGCUCGCAGCUGAUGCAGCAGCGAUUCCAGCUGGCUAGCCUUUUGCUGCAGGGGGCAGCAAACAUGCAGCAGCAGCAGCCGGUGCAGGUGCAGCAAGAGGACGAGCAACAGCAGCAACAAAUGAUGCUGCAGCAGGAGCAGCAGCAGCAGCAGAUGCUGCAGCAGGAGCAGCUGAAGCAGGAGAGACAACGGAGACAGCAAUUUGAAGCUUCUUUUCUCCUUGCCUCUAGUGAGAAGCAGCAGCUUAUGCUGCGGCAGCAGCAGCAAAAGUCUAGCUGGCUCUGCAGCAGCAACGAGCAACAGCAGCAGCAGCUGCAGCAGCAGCAGCUUCAGCAGCAGCUGCAGCAGCAGCUGCAGCAACAGGGCUUUAUGUGCCCUGGAGAGGAAAACGAAACUGCAGACAACCAACAAGACAGGCUCGUGGGAAUGGGGAUGUCUCCUCAGGGGUCAUUUGGUGAUAUACUGAACACCACUCAUCGCUAUACGAACAUUGAUAGCAGCAGCAGCAGCAGCAGCAGCACGGGUGGAGGCGGCGCGCUGUCGUUUCUAACAAAGACCGAUCCUGCUGAUUUGCUGCUGCAGCAGCAACCCCCGCAGCAGCAGCAGCAGCAGCAGCAGCCGCAUCCCCAACCCCACCCCCAGCAGCAGCAGCAGCAGCAGCAGCAGCAGCAGCAGCAGCAGCAGCAGCAGCAAAUGGGGUUCUCCAGCAAGAUGGAAAGGCUGCAAACGAACCCAGAGUUUCUUGAAUUAGCAACAGCACUGGUGCAGCAAGCCUUAGGGGAGGGAGCAGCAAGCCAGCAGCAGCAGCAGCAGCAGCAGCAGCAACAGCAGCAGCAGCAGCAAAUGCAGCCCAUGCAGCAGCAGCAACAAAUGCAGCCAAUGCAGCAAAUGCAGCAGCAGCAGCAGCAGCAAAUGCAGCAGCCUAUUCGAACUACAUCUCAGGUGCAGCAGCAGAACGCACCGCAAACAAACAGCGACAACACAACAGAGUUGCUGCAGCAGUUGCUGCUGUUGCUGUCAGAGAAGACAGCUGGUGGAGCUGCAGCAGCUGCAGCAGCAGCAGGAGCAGCAGCAACAGCAGCAACAGAAAAAACACACAAUACGGGCAUCAUGACGAAUGUGCCUUUCUAUUAA
This is a messenger RNA of Eimeria acervulina, 2010 nucleotides long. RefSeq lists its product as hypothetical. Lineage: Eukaryota; Apicomplexa; Conoidasida; Eucoccidiorida; Eimeriidae. The coding region runs from base 1 to 2010 and encodes 669 amino acids. The record is from RefSeq and is a predicted model, not a curated record. The transcript is spliced from 4 exons.